CCUUUACCUUCUUCCUCUUAAUUCAUUUUUCACACACUCACACACUCACUGGGUGUUCGUCGGAAUCCGCCAUGGAUGACGAAAACGAGAGCUCCAAAUCAGCCGGAGCUAAAAAUUCAAAUCCAGAAGAAGAGGAAAACAGAAGCAAAAUCGAAAAUUUCUCCGACGAUAAGGAUGACGGAGUACUCGAUGAUAACAGUGUAGCUGAGAAUUUACGAGAAUCAAAGGAGGAAGCUUUAAUUUCAGAAACCCUAGUUCAUCCUACUGUACAAUCAUCCGUACAAAUUGAAACUGAUAGCCAAUCAGAAUUCGAUACAGAGUUCUCUCCCUCUUACCAACUUUCUGAAGUACCAGUGGAAUAUGAACUGCCCUCGUUUGGUUUCUCGAAAAAAAUCACGGAUAGAAUUAGUGUUACCAGGCCUGGAACUUUGAAUGUUCAAGCACGAACAGAACAUCAGCGACGCGUGCCUGAUGAAGCAUCCUCAUUGGAGCUGUCCUCUAUAUCUGUUGGACAGUCCAUUUCAUCAGUGCCAAGCCCAACUCUAGCAGAAAGACGAUCGUUAGCAGUAGUAAAUUGUACUGCAGGAGAAGUGGUUAAGCAGAGCUCCGAUGCGAAGGUUCUACCUCUUGUACCAGUUCUUAAGACACCAACCCGCGAUGGGUACAAUUGGCGGAAGUAUGGACAAAAGCAAGUUAAAAGUCCUCAAGGUUCUCGAAGUUAUUACCGAUGCACUCAUUCUGAGUGUUGUGCCAAGAAGAUUGAGUGCUCCGAUCACACUAAUCGUGUAAUGGAGAUUAUUUAUAGAAGUCAACACACUCAUGAUCCAUCCCCGAGAGUAAAUUGCUCAAGGGAAAGCAAGUCUGCUGUAUUAUCUCUACCUACCAAUGGCAAAAGUAUAAUAGCUCAUCCAAAUAGAAAUUCUCAUGAGACUGUGGCGUCCUCUUUAAAAGAAAAUUUACAAGAAAGUUUACCAAUCACUGAGCCAGCAAAUCAGAAUUCCGGUGGGUCUGACACUGGCACUGAAAUAACUAUUAAAGAGGAGCAUAGAGACGAACCGGAACAAAAGAAGAGGUCUAGGAAAAAUGACGCAAGUUGUUCUGAAUCUGUUUCUAAACCUGGAAAGAAACCCAAGCUUGUCGUGCAUGCUGCUUGUGAUGUAGGAAUAUCAAGUGAUGGCUACAGGUGGCGCAAGUAUGGACAAAAAAUGGUGAAAGGAAAUCCCCAUCCAAGGAACUACUAUCGCUGUAUAUCAGCUGGAUGUCCUGUUCGAAAGCACAUUGAAAGGGUUGUAGAUACCACAAGUGAACUAACAAUAACAUAUAAGGGAGUACACGAUCAUGACAUGCCUGUACCAAAAAAACAUCACGGUCCAACGAGUGCACCUCUUAUUGCUGCUGCUGCCCCGGCUUCCUUAGCCAAUAUGCAUGCUAAGAAACCUGAAACGCUACAACAUCAAAAAUCGACCACACAAUGGUCUGUGGAUAAAGAAGGUGAGUUGACAGGUGAGAAAUUGGAUCUUGGAGGAGAAAAAGCAAUGGAAUCGGCUCGAACUCUGUUGAGUAUUGGAUUUGAAAUAAAGCCUUGCUAAAAUUGGUUAGCUGCUUUGAUUUUUGUUGCAUUUAUUUAAUUAUCCUCCAUAGGGAUUUCUUGUAGAAAUUUAGAAGAGUGUACCUUUUUAUAGUCCUCCAGGUUUUUUAAUAGUCUCUGUAGAAUGAUUGUGGUCAUCCAAUAUUUAGAUAGUCUAUACUCAGUUGCGUACAUUAUUGUGGAUCAAAAUAAUUAACAUAGAUCUUGGAGGAACAUAUUGUGAUGUUUGUCUAUUUGCUUAUGUUUCUUUUUCUAUUUAUUACCAAAGCUUUAGGAGAACUUAGGUUGGACAUGAA
Solanum dulcamara is the source of this 1884-nucleotide messenger RNA. Its product is annotated as probable WRKY transcription factor 32. The record is from RefSeq and is a predicted model, not a curated record. Gene Ontology annotation, molecular function: sequence-specific DNA binding; DNA-binding transcription factor activity. The transcript has 5 exons. Lineage: Eukaryota; Viridiplantae; Streptophyta; Magnoliopsida; Solanales; Solanaceae. Gene Ontology annotation, biological process: regulation of DNA-templated transcription. The coding region runs from base 72 to 1589 and encodes 505 amino acids.